Fragaria vesca subsp. vesca is the source of this 1777-nucleotide messenger RNA. RefSeq names its product serine--tRNA ligase-like. Gene Ontology annotation, cellular component: cytosol. The record is from RefSeq and is a predicted model, not a curated record. Gene Ontology annotation, biological process: seryl-tRNA aminoacylation. The coding region runs from base 98 to 1441 and encodes 447 amino acids. NCBI's taxonomy places the organism in Eukaryota, Viridiplantae, Streptophyta, Magnoliopsida, Rosales, Rosaceae. Gene Ontology annotation, molecular function: serine-tRNA ligase activity; tRNA binding; ATP binding. The transcript is spliced from 9 exons.
ACUUGGUCUUCUUUCUUCUUCACCUCUUAGCUUUGUUCUCUGCGUUUUUCUUCUGCAAAGUCUUCACCUUUAUUCCCAGAAUCGCAAGCAUCCAACAAUGUUGGACAUCAAUCUCUUCAGAGAAGAGAAGGGCGGCAACCCCGAGAUCAUCCGAGAGUCUCAGCGCCGUCGAUUCAAAAGCGUCGAGAUCGUCGACGAGGUCAUCCAGCUCGAUAAAGAAUGGCGUCAACGUCAAUUUGAGCUCGAUAGUCUCAGGAAGGAGUUUAACAAGAUCAACAAGAAGGUUGCUCAGCUCAGGAUUUCAGGUCAGGAUGCAACCGAUGUGAUUAAGGACACAGAAGAAAACAAGAAGUUGACCGCAGAAAAAGAAGUUGAAGUGCGUGAGGCUUCAAACGUUGUGAAUUCAAAAUUGGAAGGCAUUGGAAACCUUGUGCAUGAUAGUGUUCCCAUCCAUGAUGACGAGGCCAAUAAUGCUGUGGUUAGGUCGUGGGGUGAGAAACGGAUGGAGCCAAAACUCAAAAAUCACGUUGAGCUUGUUGAGCUACUGGGUAUUGCUGACUUGAAGAAAGGUGCUGAAGUAGCAGGAGGUAGAGGUUAUUACUUGAAAGGUGCUGGUGUCCGCCUCAAUCAAGCUCUGAUUAAUUUUGGUCUUGAUUUCCUUGAGAAAAGGGGAUACACGGCAUUGCAGACUCCAUUUUUUAUGAGAAAAGAUAUCAUGGCAAAGUGUGCUCAAUUAGCACAAUUUGAUGAGGAGCUUUAUAAGGUAACUGGAGAGGGUGAUGACAAAUAUCUCAUUGCUACAGCUGAACAGCCACUUUGUGCAUAUCAUGUGGACGACUGGAUUCAUCCCUCACAGCUGCCCAUAAGAUAUGCUGGAUAUUCAUCUUGUUUCCGCAAGGAAGCUGGUUCACAUGGUCGAGAUACCUUGGGAAUUUUCAGAGUACAUCAGUUUGAAAAAGUUGAACAGUUCUGUAUGACAAGCCCAAAUGGCCAGGACUCCUGGGAAAUGCAUGAGGAAAUGUUGAAGAACUCUGAGGAAUUUUAUCAGCAGCUCAAACUUCCUUAUCAUGUUGUGUCCAUCGUUUCUGGUGCUCUGAAUGAUGCGGCAGCAAAGAAAUAUGAUCUGGAAGCAUGGUUUCCUGCAUCUAAGACGUACAGAGAGCUCGUCUCAUGCUCGAACUGUACAGACUACCAAUCAAGAAAGUUAGAAAUUCGAUUUGGGCAGAAAAAGAGCAAUGAGCAGACGAAGCAAUACGUUCACUUGUUGAACUCCACCCUUACAGCAACUGAGAGAACCAUUUGCUGCAUUCUAGAAAAUUAUCAGAGGGAAGAUGGUGUAGAGGUGCCAGAAGUCUUACGAAACUUCAUGGGUGGAGUGGCCUUCCUACCUUUCAAGAACAAACCAGCCCCUGAAGUCAAAGGGAAGAAAUCAAAGGCCUAAAUUCAUCCUUUUCUAGAUUAACAGUGAGAUUAGUUAAUGAUAUCGCAUACGCCCAGUAUUUCUAAUGAACUCUUUGAGAAAUUAUGAAACCCAGAUUCAACGUGUUGAUGUUGUAAUGAACUUUUGCUUCUUGUUUAGUCUUGGCUCAUGUUAUUUUCACACUUCUACUGCUGAUUUGCACUAAAAUGUUUCAAGUCGUUUAAAUGGAAUGUACUUUGGAUUUUAGAUGUUUGCCCUGUGUCCCUCCAAAUAGAUUUAUUUCAGAGUGAAAUUCUAUGGUUUUUCAUUGAUCACUCACAUCGUGCCCUUUUGAAGUCUGUUUUUGUUUCUGCAGGG